Molecule: messenger RNA, 1260 nt
Organism: Fusarium vanettenii 77-13-4
Lineage: Eukaryota; Fungi; Ascomycota; Sordariomycetes; Hypocreales; Nectriaceae
Exons: 3
Coding region: 1-1260 (419 amino acids)
Source: RefSeq, a predicted model, not a curated record
AUGUCCGAAUCAGCCAGCACUGAUAGCCUGAUGGCUCGACCAGCUUCACCUAUAACUGACGAUGACCAAGAUCUUUUCAGAUCAUUUUUCAAUGGGCCUGAGGAGUUUACUUUGCAUCCUCUGGGAUGUGGCUCGAGCGGGACUUCUUUGUCACCUCGAGCGCGUCCAUCCUCGGUUGAGGAACAAGACGUUGAAAAUUUGCCCAAGAAUCCUGUGCGACAUGCUCCAGGUCUACGAAAUCUAAUCUCAGACUGGAGUUCAGAGCUUUUUGCCUUGGUUUCAAGCGCAGUCUCUCUCUGUGCGCUCAUCAUCCUUGCUCGUCAGAAUGGCCAACAACUCUCUACCUGGACUCUACCACUGUCUCUCAACACCGUGGUGUCCCUUCUGAAUUGGGUAUGCUUUGGAGCUGGCAUCACAAUUGGCUUGCUUGCCAUUGACCCAUUCCUUCAAGGACUGGUUCAAUAUGUGGGCAAGAUGUCCUCCAUGGUUGACCGUAGCGCAUCCAUAAUGCGUAGCCAUGGGCUGGACGUUGGUGAAUGGGUGCAAAAAGCUUCCGGGGAGGACAUGCCUUGUUCGCCAACCGAACAUUUACGAAAAACGACUCUGUACAACAUACGUUCAGACUAUGGUCAAGACAUGGAUAGUCCAGCCCUUGAAGCUAUCGAAAGAACCAUCGGAACCUCCCUCGCGGGGGUGGACGAGGAGAAGAAAUGCCUGGUACCCAGAAGUGACCUCCAGCUGAGGCUUCUGGAUCAGGACAAUUGGUUACCGCGUGAUAUUCGACGAACAUUCAACAUUACUCAGAGAUCAAUAACGACCAUGAUGAGUAGUCUGGACUACGAGGCUAUCGAUUUCAUCAACAGAGCAUUAUCAAACUCGACCAACAUCACCGCUACAUUCAACAAUGUCGCCCACCUCAUGUCGUACCAGAUGCGCGACACGAACGGAUCCCCUGUCCAAGGCUAUACGCGAGAAUGGGUAAUCUACAUCAGGGUGCGCUGGCCGUUGAUUUCCGGUCCUGUAGUACUGUUGUUAGCUACGGUUUUGUUUUCCGGCUGGGUUGUGAUGGAGUCGCGAGGGAUCGAGCUUGAGACGUUCAAGUCUGAACCCCUCGAGAUGCUUCUUUACGGGUUUGAUGCCAAGUCGAGGGACUACUUGAGGGUUACUCGCAAAGCAGGUCAGAAUGUCGAGGAUAAGAUAAUUCAGUUAGAGGAAGCGGCUGAGGGGCCGGAGUUGAGGUUGAAGGAUAGACCUGAAUGA